Messenger RNA from Rhinichthys klamathensis goyatoka, 1477 nucleotides. RefSeq names its product mesenchyme homeobox 2a (gene meox2a). The transcript is spliced from 3 exons. Bases 537 to 1454 code for a protein of 305 amino acids. Gene Ontology annotation, biological process: positive regulation of transcription by RNA polymerase II. NCBI's taxonomy places the organism in Eukaryota, Metazoa, Chordata, Actinopteri, Cypriniformes, Leuciscidae. Gene Ontology annotation, cellular component: nucleus. Gene Ontology annotation, molecular function: DNA-binding transcription factor activity, RNA polymerase II-specific; RNA polymerase II cis-regulatory region sequence-specific DNA binding. The record is from RefSeq and is a predicted model, not a curated record.
CAAAUCAUGAAAAAGAUUUAAAAGGGCCGAAAUGAACAUCUAUUUCUGACAUGUUUUAGAAGUAUCGAGCUGUAAGGCUUGGCCUGGCUCGAUUCAGUGGACAGUUGUGGCGGGGUUCUGUGACCCAGCCUCCCUCUCAUGUUACAUGUCCCUAUUUAUAACAUCUCCCACCCCUCCUUCAGUCCCAGCCCAUUGCCCAAAAUCCCGGCCACUGUUAGGAAGCACCUUUCCCUCUCAGCUGGGCCGCAGUCUGCGCUAGACUGUCAACUGAGAUUCAUCUCUCAUCAUCAUAAUCGUCAGCUGCUGCUGCCUGGCAACUCUCGCUCGCGACGUGCAUGGGAUUAUCACACACACACACACUCAUGUGUACUGACGCACUUUUUUCCUUUUCCACUUUUUUUUCCAGGGAGAGAUUGCUUAAAGUGAGAAGCAAAGGAGCGUUUUGGGUUUCUGCUGCUUUUAAUUAAUCUUUUCAUCUCUUGGAAGUUUUGCUGUUGUGGCUUCUGUUUUCGUGAGCGACCGGUUUGGUGCAUGCGAUGGAUCACACGCUGUUCGGCUGUUUGCGCAGCCCUCACGCACCUCCACAGGCCCUGCACCCCGCCUUCGCCCUUCACGGGCGCUCCGAGCACCUCUCCACGUACCCUGACCUCUCCACCUCCUCUCCUUCUACCUGCAUCGUGAGCGGUUACCCAGGUGAGGAUGGGGGACUGUUUGGGGAGCACGGGCACCAGCGAGGGCCACCCAUGUCCCAGCAGCAGCAGCAUCAUCAUCAUCAUCAUCAUCAUCAUCUACCCCAACCGCAGCAGACCGGAUGGCACAUACCGCAGACGGCCAGCGCCUCGCCAGCCAGCGGCCGUCUGGGGCUGGGCAUCUCGGCCCCUGAUUCAGGCUCUUCAGACAUGGGUCCCGGGGGCCCCAGCCUCUGCGCAAGCACCCCGAGCCUCGGCGGAGGGGUGCCCUCGGGGGCCUCUUGUGUUCCCGGAGGGGAUUUCGGACGUCACACGAUGUCGCCAGCCGAGGCAGAGAAAAGGAAUAGCAAACGAAGAAGUGACAGCUCUGAGUCCCAAGAUGGGAAUUACAAAUCGGAUGUGAGCAGCAAGCCAAGGAAGGAGCGGACAGCGUUCACCAAAGAGCAAAUUCGAGAACUGGAGGCAGAAUUCGCCCAUCACAACUAUUUGACCAGACUGAGGCGGUACGAAAUCGCCGUAAACCUGGAUCUCACGGAAAGGCAGGUAAAAGUGUGGUUUCAGAACAGACGGAUGAAGUGGAAGCGAGUUAAAGGAGGCCAACAGGGGGCGGUAGCGAGAGAAAAAGAGCUUGUGAAUGUCAAAAAGGGAACAUUACUUCCAUCUGAGUUUUCGGGAAUUCCUGGACUCCAACAUACACCGGACUCACUUAUCAACAAUGAGGACAGCCACGACAGCGACCAGAGCUCUGAGCACACUCACUUAUGAAGCUUAUCCGGGGUCAUGUUCAG